CUUACAUACAAAAGGAGUAGUGUCUUCAUUCCUUUACUAAUCCUUCCAUUCGUGUGUUUUCAGCUUGGUCCUCUCCACAGACACAGAAUGGACCAGCAUAAACAAAGAAUUGCAAAUCUGAGGCAAGAGAACAGAAACCUCAAAUCUGAAAACAGCAAACUAAGGUCACAACUUCAGGACAUUCAAAAUGAACUGCCCAGCCGCGAAGUGAGGUCACCACCUCAGGACAGGCAGAAUGAAUUGCCCAGCCCCAAAGAGAGGUCACCACCUCAGGACAGCCAGAAUGAAUUACCUAGCCCCAAAGAGAGCAUGAGUAAAGCAGUGGACCACAAAUUAGAAAGUAGUGACGAGUCCAGAGAAUCUGAACCGCCAACUGUGCUCAAGAAACGUGUAACUAAGAAGCACUGGGUGAAACUCCCGUUCCAGCUGAGCUCAACAGAAAAUGAUGGGCAGCAGCCACAGGAAACGAAUGCAGAUGAUCCAAAGAGCUGCUGGAUGCAAUCAGAGGAUGUGACGAAGAAACCACUAAAACAGUGCACUUCACCAGCAAAGGCAUUUAGUCCUCGGACCCAACCUAAAGUAUCACUAGUCUCUAUCGGCAUAGAUUUCGGCACAGCAUUCACUGGAUACAGCUUCGGGUUUAAAGGAGCAAAACAGAUUCGGCAGCCUAAAUGGGGUGAAGAGUACGGAAUGAACACCCCCAAAACUCCUACCUGCAUUUUGUUUGAUGAAAAUAAAAAUUUUCUGAAGUUUGGCUAUGAUGCCAUAAUGUAUUACACCAGACAGACACGGAGAAAUGAAGCAAAGAAGCUUUUCCUCUUUGACGACUUCAAAAUGGAGCUCUAUGGCAAGGUGUUGCACAGAGACUCAAUGAUGACUGCCAAAAACGGGAAAAAAAUGAGAGCUAUGAAAGUGUUCUCUGAGAGCCUGAAAUUCAUGAAAGAUCAUGCCCUGGAUAUGAUGGGAAAGCACACAGCUGGAGUAACGUACUCUGCCUCUGAUGCUACAUGGGUUUUGACGGUUCCAGCCAUUUGGAGCUCUGCAGCUAAACAGUUCAUGACAGAAGCAGCUACAGAGGCUGGUCUGGUGACAGAAUCUGAGCCUGAAAGACUGAUUGUAGCGCUGGAACCAGAAGCUGCAUCUGUGUGGUGUAAACAGCUCCCAAAGGAAGGUUUUAUGGAAGGAGAUCUUACAGAAGCAGAGACAAUAGAACAAGUUCCAGGAACACAGUACAUGGUGGUGGACUGUGGAGGUGGAACCAUCGACAUCACGGUGCAUGAGGUGGUGGAAGGGGGUCGUCUAAAGGAGCUGCACAGAGUAUCGGGAAAUAACUUGGGUGGCCAGACAGUGGACAAGAACUUCAUAGCAUUCCUCAGAGAGAUAUUCUCUGAAAAGGUGUUUGAUGAGUUUGAGAAAAACUAUCCCAGUGAGCUGAAGAGGCUGAUGUAUGAUUUUUCCAUGUGUAAGCGUUAUGAAGGAGAGGUGCUGGUGCAGUGUCCUUAUAAUUUACAAGAGCUAGCCAGGAAAGUAAAAGACAUAGAAGACUAUUUUGAGGGAAACAGUGAUGCUGAAUGGGAAAGUGGGUCAAUAUUGCUGUCAGGGACAAAGUUGAGAGCUUUACAUGAAGACUGUAUCCAAGGCAUAGAGAACCUGAUGGAAGAUAUUUUGGAGAAAAGCAACCUGACCAUCAGGUAUAUCUUGCUUGUUGGAGGCUUUGCCCUGAGUCCUUACGUGAACGGCUUUGUUAAAGAGAAGUUUGGGUCUAAGUAUAAGGUGCUCUGCCCUAUGGAUGCUACAAUGGCUGUUGUGAAUGGAGCUGUUAUAUUUGGCAGGAUGCCGAAUGUGGUGGAAUCACGGAUCUGAGUACUGUGAUGUUUGUUUUCACUGCCUGGAAAAGAAUGGCAGGUGAAUGUUUUUGAUGAAAGUAAAGGGUACACCUUUAGUACACUGAUGCAGCACUGUUAGUGUGAAAUCUGAUUAAAGAACUGAAUAAUAUACAUAUUUAUGUUAUUUGGGGGAGGGGCUUAAUCAUUUGCUGUGCAGCAUUUUGAGAUUCUAAGAAACACAAAAAAAUCCAUACAUACAUUUAUACGUGUUUUUGUUCAUCUUCAUUAUAAAGCUUUGUACAAAACUUAAAGACCUGAACCUGAAAUGUUACAGAUAAUGCAGUUAAGAGAUUCUGGGUUUUUGGGAACACAUCAAAAAUAAAUAAGAAGAACUUUUUUCUGUUGAA
Pygocentrus nattereri (red-bellied piranha) is the source of this 2233-nucleotide messenger RNA. RefSeq names its product heat shock 70 kDa protein 12A-like. The transcript is spliced from 12 exons. Gene Ontology annotation, molecular function: ATP binding; ATP-dependent protein folding chaperone. The record is from RefSeq and is a predicted model, not a curated record. NCBI's taxonomy places the organism in Eukaryota, Metazoa, Chordata, Actinopteri, Characiformes, Serrasalmidae. Bases 88 to 1863 code for a protein of 591 amino acids.